GCUGGAGGUGAUACCUGGAACGCCAUCGUCGUUGAAGACGAUGACGCCAAUGUUACUCCUCAGGACCGAGCAAUUGCCAAUCUUAGCAGAGCCGUGCGGAACUACCAGCCACGCCGGCGUACGGCCAGGGAAAGUCGCCGCGAUGAGACUCAGUCCCUAGACGAGGUCCAGCACGAAGAAGAUAUCCUGGGGGAGCUGGGCGAGGUUAUCGAUCUCACCGCGGAUGAUGAUCCUAUCGUCUACCGGGCUCAACCUCGACAGCACUUUCCGGCUCCCAUCCCGAUACCUCUCGAAAGAUCUCUCCGGGAGCUCGUCUUAUCAGGUGGCAGGACAAUAAAGGUAAACUUCUGCUACCAAGUGUGCAGUCCGCAGAAUAGAUAUUUCAAGGUAGAGUUCCUUCGCGUCACUGAAAUCAUCCAGCGAGGCUUCGCAGGCCACGAGUUCGUCCGUGGCAUUCCCUACGCCCGAAAUAAGUCCCUGGGAGGACGGCUUCCGCGCAAGCGGAACGAGGUCUUUGCGAUCUACGAAGUUCAGUACGACGAUCUCCGGCCAGUUGAGCAGCAGGGGCUGGUUGAGAUUCCGGCUCUGGAGCUAGGGGUGCCCCGUCGCCUUCACAUUACCAACGCUCCCUUCCCCGCCCAUCGAUACGACCCCAACAUGUCCCCAGACGAGCAGACGGCGGAACAGGAGGGACCUCUCGUCUGUCGUUGGAAAGUCUUCGCGUACUUUCAUGACGCACGCACCCAUGCUGCUCUGAAGGCUUGCGAAUGGGCGAUAGCGCGGAUCGCUUCUGGCGAGGUACCAGAGGCCGAGUUUCGAGUUAACGAAGAAACCCUGAGCCAGAACUGGCGAGGCUCUACAAUUCGUGGAGGUGCACACAACCCGCCGCGUCUUGUACCAUCUCACAGGCGAAUGCCAGUUCGCGGCGAAGGACAGCAGUAUGAGAUGUUCGACGCGUUCUGUGGUGCUGGCGGCGCCUCUCGUGGCGCCGAACGCGCCGGCUUCAAGAUCAAGGGAGGCAUUGAUAUGGCACGGCAUGCGUGCGAGAGCUACAGGCUCAACUUCCCACGCGCCAAGUUGUUCCCGAUGACGGUGCACGAAUUCCUCUUCACGACCCGUCACCAAGAGCUCCGCGCCGACGUCUUACACCUUUCUCCCCCCUGUCAAGUAUGGUCCCCCGCCCACACCGUUGACGGCGUUAAUGACGACGCCAACGUUGCGGCUCUUUUCUCAUGUCGACAGUUGAUUGAGAAAUUUCGACCCCGUAUUUUUACCCUGGAACAGACCUUCGGAAUUCUGCAAAAGAAAUUCGAGCUCUUCUUCAACGGCCUUGUCGCGGGGUUCACGGACUCGGGGUAUUCCGUUGCCUGGAAAGUGAUAAGCAUGGCGAAUUAUGGGCUGCCGCAGAGGCGUAAGCGUUUGAUCAUGCUCGGGGCCGGUCCAGGGGAGAAGUUGCCCGACUGGCCCCCCCAUACGCACUCGGAGACAGGGAGGGAUGGCUUGCGUAAGUAUACGUCGAUACGACAGGCCCUGAGAAAGAUAAACAACCAUAUCGAGAGAACAGACCCCCACCACAGACCCGUAAUCACAGCGGGUGCGGCCGAUGCCAUCGUGAGCGACCCCGACGGCAUCCUGCGGCGCUGCAUGACCACGAGCGGCGGCCAGAACAGGCAUUAUAGUGGGACACGCAACUACACCAACCGCGAGUUUGCCUGCCUACAGGGCUUCCCGGUGUGGCACCGCUUUUCUGAGUAUUCCGUACGCAAGCAGAUCGGCAACGCUUUCCCCCCUUGUGUCGUCCAGGUCUUUUACGAGCACAUACAGAAACACCUGCAUCGAGCGGACGGGUUCGUGGGCAGUUCAAGGCCGCGGCCCGUCAUCGGCGAGAGGUCCAUGGUGCUGACAGUGGAC
Molecule: messenger RNA, 1911 nt
Organism: Sodiomyces alkalinus F11
Lineage: Eukaryota; Fungi; Ascomycota; Sordariomycetes; Glomerellales; Plectosphaerellaceae
Product: S-adenosyl-L-methionine-dependent methyltransferase
Exons: 2
Cellular component (GO): nucleus
Molecular function (GO): methyltransferase activity
Source: RefSeq, a predicted model, not a curated record